Messenger RNA from Closterium sp. NIES-67, 2578 nucleotides. The record is from the annotation of a GenBank genome assembly. Lineage: Eukaryota; Viridiplantae; Streptophyta; Zygnematophyceae; Desmidiales; Closteriaceae.
AGCCGCGCCACUCCCCUCCCAUGUGAGCUUGGCAUGACAACUGAUACACCCUCAAGCUCACGCCUUCAUCAUUUCGCAUGCAAGGCUUGUCAGAAAAGAACUCGGGUCGUGUGAGCAAGCUCGGGUAGUGUCCUUUCUCGCGUUCCCCUUUGAGAAUUCUUGAAAACUAACUUCUACGCACGCCGCGUGAAUGGAUCACCCGAAGCUUGCGCCCGUGAAGGUGAAACCGCAAUGUGCGGAAGGCGACGCAGCAGACGCGGCGUCAACGCAGCUGAACGAGCAAAGCGACUCUGCUCAGCCGCUGUCGCCAACGGCUCGGCUCUUCUUGUCGGACGUGUUCUACACCACCGUGCUGUGCGCGCUGGAGUUUAAAGACCGCCUGGCGAUCGACGAGCUCCGGACGAUCCUCUCGGAUACCCUUUUGAAGCAUCCUCGGUUUCACAGUCGCAUGGAGAAACGUGGCUGUAAGGGCGGCGAGCAGGUGUGGGUGCGCACGCAAGUCGACUUGGCCUACCACGUCGUGGAAGGCACAGAAUCUGACCAAUGUGACAGUAACGAGGGAGCAGCUCCUGCCGAGGGAGCUGCAAGUCCGGCAGAAUCGAGAAGCGCGGAUUCGGAGUCCCCGUGCUACGAGGAGGGAAGUGUGGAGUGGCACAUGCGGCGCCUGCAGCACAUGCCGCCCUUCGACCCCUCCCGCCCUUUCUGGCGCGUGCACCUGGUGUCUCUGCCCCACGGCCGCUCUGCUGCUCUCUUUUGCAUCCACCACUCCCUGGGCGACGGUGUGUCGCUCAUGUCCCUCCUGCUGGCCUGCACGCGCCGCACCGACGACCCCGCCCUCCUCCCCACUAUCCCUGGCGCAAAGCGCCAGAGCCCCUCCCAGCCGCCCGUGCAAGGGCCAGUAGGAACGGCAGCAAGCGGGGGUGAUGAUGGGAAGCCGGGGAGCAAGCAGGGUGCGUCAAAUGGAGAUCCCGGGGAGGAGGGCAGUGAAGGGUUGGUGGUAAGCGGAGAGCUUCAGGAGCAGCUGGGUGAUGCGGGCUGGAGUAAGGAUGAGAAAUUAAAGCCAGGCCAGCCGCAGGGUCAGCUGCACAUGCCGUCGGCAGCGUCGGCGUUCACCCUUGACUCGAUGACUGCUUCGCCCUUCACCCCGCAGCCAGACGGGCUGACAGAAGACACGCCCACAGCAGCACAGGCUGCAGCAGGGGGGGGUGCUACCAGGGAGGAAGGGGCAGGCAGUGCGGCGGAGAAAGGGGGAGGGCGAGGGGGGGUGAAGGGGGUGGUGGGGGUGCGGAGGAGGGCGUGGCAGGUGGCGUUGGUGCUGGGGAACACUCUGUGGCACGUUGCAGCUUUCAUGGCUGUGCUGAUGUGGCGCGCUGACACCGACACGUGUGUGAAAAUGAAGGCAGGGAAGGGGAAGAAGGGAGGAGGUGCGGUGGUACAGCAGCCGGAUGGGGGGAGAGGAGGGGCGGAAGCUGGGGGAGGAAAUGGGGGGGGAGAGAAUGGGGGGAGGUUUGUGUUUGGAGUGAGCGGGCCGCUGUCCCUGAGUGACAUUUCGAGGGUCCGAAGAGCCUUUGGUGCAACCAUCAACGACGUCUCGGUGACGAUCAUCUCAGGCGGGCUGGACCGCUACCUGCAGCACCACCACGCCCAGGCUAAGGAGGCAGUGUCUCCAGGAGAGCCUGCCCCAGUCGUCACCUGCCCGCUGCCCCCCUCUGUUCGCCUCAGUGCGCUCUGCGUUGUCAACAUCCGCCCCACGCCUGGACUUCAGGAAAUGGCUUCGAUGCUCGCUGGUCGCUCCAAGGCGCGCUGGGGCAACUGCCUCAGCACGUUCCUGCUGCCCUUGCCCGUGCACUCGCCCUCGCUCACCAAAGGGCUGCCGAAUACGGAGGGGGCAAAUGUGAAGAACACUGACGAAAAUGCGGCAGGGGAGGUGGUGGGGCGGCUUAAGAGCAGCGAUGAGCAGGCAGCAGGGGAGGUGGAGGGGCGGCGGCUGUGCAUGGUGGCGGCCAUGUGUGCGUCCAAGCGUCAGUCGCUGGAGGCGCAUUACAACUAUGUCAAUGCACGCCUCGUGCUCGCCACUGCUGGCAUGAAGGUGCUUUUCUCCAAUCUCUUUCUCGUGUGGCCCUCUUUUUGUCUCUCGUGCUGUCGAUUCCUCCCACUACAAUUAUGUGGCGCGGGUGUAGUUGUAGCGGGAAAAAGCCCGACACGAGCCCGACUCCCUCGUGAAGUUAAACUCUCUCCUUGUCACAAGCAGCUGCGGCGCUGAUUCGCAGCACCCUGCCUUUUCAGGCCGAUGCUCUGCCUGCCUUUUCACACCGAUGCUCUGCCUGCCUUUUCAGGCCGAUGCUCUGCCUGCCUUUUCACACCGAUGCUCUGUCUGCCUUUUCAGGCAGAUGCUCUGCCUGCCUUUUCACACCGAUGCUCUGCCUGCCUUUUCACACCGAUGCUCUGCCUGCCUUUUCACACCGAUGCUCUGCCUGCCUUUUCACACCGAUGCUCUGCCUGCCUUUUCACACCGAUGCUCUGCCUGCCUUUUCAAGUUUUGAGACGCCUCAAAACGAUGUUCUGCCUGUCUUUUCAA